Molecule: messenger RNA, 1120 nt
Organism: Caenorhabditis elegans
Lineage: Eukaryota; Metazoa; Nematoda; Chromadorea; Rhabditida; Rhabditidae
Gene: sup-9
Product: Two pore potassium channel protein sup-9
Exons: 8
Coding region: 51-1040 (329 amino acids)
Biological process (GO): potassium ion transmembrane transport
Cellular component (GO): membrane
Molecular function (GO): potassium channel activity
Source: RefSeq, marked reviewed
UGUGAGCUCAGCAGCUUCUCGUCGUUUCUUUUUUUGUAUAAAUUUGAAGAAUGAAGCGCCAAAAUAUCAGAACCCUGUCACUUAUCGUCUGCACACUGACCUACCUUUUAGUUGGAGCAGCCGUAUUUGAUGCGCUGGAGACGGAGAAUGAGAUUCUGCAGAGAAAAUUGGUGCAGCGAGUGCGGGAGAAGCUGAAAACCAAGUACAACAUGUCGAAUGCGGACUACGAGAUUUUAGAGGCGACUAUUGUGAAAAGUGUGCCACACAAAGCCGGGUACCAGUGGAAAUUUAGUGGAGCAUUUUAUUUUGCGACAACUGUGAUAACGACGAUCGGCUACGGUCAUAGUACCCCAAUGACAGACGCCGGAAAAGUUUUCUGCAUGCUCUACGCACUGGCGGGAAUUCCAUUGGGACUUAUCAUGUUUCAGAGUAUUGGUGAGCGAAUGAAUACUUUCGCCGCAAAGCUGCUCCGUUUCAUAAGACGAGCCGCCGGGAAACAACCAAUAGUGACGUCAUCAGACCUGAUUAUUUUCUGUACCGGGUGGGGAGGUCUGCUUAUUUUUGGAGGAGCAUUCAUGUUUUCAUCCUAUGAAAAUUGGACAUAUUUCGACGCGGUGUACUACUGUUUUGUGACUUUGACUACAAUUGGAUUCGGUGACUACGUGGCACUUCAAAAGCGUGGCUCCCUGCAAACUCAACCAGAAUACGUAUUCUUCUCGCUGGUCUUCAUUCUCUUCGGGCUCACGGUCAUUUCUGCGGCGAUGAACCUCCUAGUGCUCCGGUUUUUGACUAUGAACACCGAAGAUGAACGGAGGGAUGAACAAGAAGCGAUUUUGGCGGCUCAGGGACUCGUCAGAGUUGGUGAUCCUACUGCUGAUGAUGAUUUUGGCAGAUUACCACUGUCGGAUAAUGUUUCGCUCGCCUCCUGCUCCUGCUAUCAGUUGCCAGAUGAAAAGCUCCGACACCGUCACAGAAAGCACACGGAGCCGCACGGAGGUCCUCCGACGUUUUCCGGGAUGACUACACGACCAAAAUAUUAAGAAGAAGCUGCAAUCUCUUGAAGUACUUUUUGAUCUCUUAUGUUACUUUUUUGAAAUGAAAAAUUUCAAUAAUACAGACG